ACAGCAGAUGACUCGGAGCAUUAAAGCAAUCAUUCUGCACCAGAGGACUUUCUAUUUGCACAACUCUCAUAUCAACACAGUCCACUGGAGCCUCAGCUGAGGAGCUAUCCAUCUGCUGUAAGCUGAUCAGAGGGAGAAGAGUGGGGGAGAGUGAAGGUGAGAGGAUACAAGCAUGGCCUCAGCAGGGAUGCAGAUCUUUGCUUUCAUCCUGGCGCUGCUUGGCCUCUUCGGAGCCACGGUCUCCACCCUGCUUCCCAACUGGAAGGUGAGUGCUGACCUGGGCUCGAACAUCAUCACUGCCAUCUCCCAGAUGCAGGGGCUGUGGAUAGACUGCACCUGGUACAGCACGGGGAUGUUCAGCUGCACACUCAAAUACUCAGUGCUGUCCCUGCCUGCCUACCUGCAGACUGCCCGUACCAGCAUGGUGCUGUCCUGCGUGCUGGCUGCCCUGGGGCUUUGCCUCGCCUCCCUGGGGUUAAAAUGCACACGCUGGGGGGGAGGGGUGCAGGCCAAAAGACACACAGCCAUUGCCGGGGGGGUCUUUCUUAUCGUGGCCGGAUUCCUUUGCCUCGUCCCGGCCUCUUGGUUCACCAGCGAGGUCAUCGCCAGCUUUUUGGACUCAUCCGUGCCGGAGAGUAACAAGUACGAGCCGGGGGGAGCCGUGUACGUCGCGUUUGUGUCGGCAGGAUUCCUGUUUGUUGGGGGGGCCAUCUUCUGCACGUCUUGUACUGGGAAGCAGCGGGGACCACAGAACUGUCCCCCAAACAACAAGCAGCAGCAGUGCUGUUCAGCCUCACAGCCUACAGACAAUAAGGCAGAAUACAGCCUGCAGGACUAUGUGUAAUUCCAGGCAACAUACAGCUGGUAUAACAAACGCUGCUUGCUCUGCGUUAGAAGAAAGAAAAAGAUGUGGGAGAGAGGCAGUCACUUGCACUAUUUUAGGUAUUCUAAAAGCAAUGGUUUGCAAAUCAGAAGAGACUUUAUUCUUUUAGUAACUGGAAAGUGCUUCAAUACAAAUGAACUUAUAAAUAUCUUGUAUUUUUAUGGCACUGUAAUUCCUGUUUAUUAGUCCAUCAACCCUGAUUAUAUAAAACUCAAUUUCUGCAUUUAAAUGCACAGGAAAUACCUGUAACCAGGGAGAUACAAACAUUUUUAAAUUAGAUAAAAUAUAAUUUAUUACAUAAAGAACUUCAGAUAUGUUUCAGUAGCUAAUAUUAGGAUUUUUUCCCCAAAAGCUAGAAAACAUCAACAUAUCAGCUGAAGUCUACAUUUUAUAAAACAAGUUUCUCAUCUGGCUUCUCACAGCCUUGAAUUUGAAAGCACCCGACCGAAAAACCAAACAGCACAAUAGGAUGUGUAAUCCCGUUUCUUCUCAUUACUCCAAACGCAACAAGCUCUCCCUGACACUGUGCACUGCUCAUGUAUUCGACACACAGCCGCCUGUGCUUUUCACUGCCAUGGUUACAGGACUCUUCAGGACCGCUGACCCCUGUAUCGCUGUCGGAGGACUGCUGUCAGCCUCUCCACUGCUCCCAUUAAUAGACAACAUCUCCCACUUUUACAGAAACGUCUGAAGAAAUCAACAUCUGAAUGCAAACCCUGUGACAAAGAGCACAUGCUACACCUGGGCCUCCUGUUCUGUCAAGCCCUUUUAAAUCAAGACCAUUGCAGGCAUGUGGACAAAGUCAAUGUUUUUCUUAAAGCUUGAACUUUUUGAUAAUACUGUUCUCUGCUCAGUUGUCUUUCCUUAUUCAAUAAUGUUUU
This is a messenger RNA of Acipenser ruthenus (sterlet), 1764 nucleotides long. Its product is annotated as claudin-20-like. Gene Ontology annotation, molecular function: structural molecule activity. The transcript has 2 exons. The record is from RefSeq and is a predicted model, not a curated record. Lineage: Eukaryota; Metazoa; Chordata; Actinopteri; Acipenseriformes; Acipenseridae. Gene Ontology annotation, biological process: cell adhesion; bicellular tight junction assembly. Bases 173 to 844 code for a protein of 223 amino acids. Gene Ontology annotation, cellular component: bicellular tight junction; plasma membrane.